AUGAAACAAAAAAUUAUAUCACUUUUAAAAAUUAAAAUUACUGCGUUCAUCUUUUUAACUUGGAUAUUCAGUUUUAACAAUGAUAUAAGUAAGAUUAACAAAAUUCUGGAUGAGAUAUACAUCAAUAAUAGAAAAUUAGAUACAAGAUCUUAUCGAUUACUAGAAAAAUGUAAACAAAAUAAAGUUUCGAAUGCUACAUGGUUAAAACAAAAGAUACCUUAUAAUGGAGUUAUCAAGGAGAAUGCCAUAUAUAAUAAUGUAGAGGGGGGAAUAGGAAAAAGGGAGCAAUCAAAUAGAAGUUCAUUAAAUAAUGUUGUAGGCCACAAACAAGAUAUUAAAAAUAAUUCUUGUAUAUUUGAAAAAAAAAAAUGUUCCUUUUUCGAAAAAAAAAUAUUCAAAGAAAUUGAUUUUAUAGAUUUUCUUAAAAAUAACAGAACAAUUAGUAAUAAUACUUACAAAAAAGUAAUACGUAAGAAAUACGGAUUACGAAUUGCUACACCUGUAUUAUUUUUCUUGUUGCUGUUAAUAUUAAUGAUAAUAGAUAUAUCAUUAGGUUUGUCAUUUGAAAAGAGUUUGCUGAUAUCAUUGGUUAAUUGGAAUCAAUCAGUACUAUCAUCAGAUUGGUUCACAAAAAUUUAUAACUGGGUGAAAGACGCAGAUUGGUUCUGGAAGUCUCCAUUUUGGGAAGUAACUACGUCAUCAACGGAUGUUGCUAAGAAAAAUGGAUUGUUAGGGCGUUUAAUUGGUGUUCCAUUAUAUUUCCUUCCUUUCCUUAUAUUAGGUGUUACACUUAUAAUAGCACUCAUUUAUUACCAUAAGAAAGUUAAAAAAUAUGAAAAAAUUAAAUUCAAGAAAAGGUAA
Molecule: messenger RNA, 861 nt
Organism: Plasmodium malariae
Lineage: Eukaryota; Apicomplexa; Aconoidasida; Haemosporida; Plasmodiidae
Product: fam-l protein
Exons: 2
Coding region: 1-861 (286 amino acids)
Source: RefSeq, a predicted model, not a curated record